Struthio camelus australis is the source of this 1245-nucleotide messenger RNA. The record is from RefSeq and is a predicted model, not a curated record. Lineage: Eukaryota; Metazoa; Chordata; Aves; Struthioniformes; Struthionidae.
AUGGACCCUGUAACUUUUCUUUCUGUUGCUUUCCAGCUUUAUGGAACCAAUGUGGAAGGAAAGUUUGUGGAUUCAACUGUAAAACUUAAAGAGAAGAUGACACUGGAUUGUGUAUAUCCGAAGAAAGCCAUGGUAAUCCAGACAUCCUGGCUGAAAAGUAAUACAACUCACACAAAAAAUAUAGCAGUCUUGCAUCCAGACUAUGGCAUACAUAUUGAAGAUAAUUACAGAGGAAGAAUUCAUUUUAAAAAUGAUUCCAGGGAAGACAAUUCCUUAUUCUUCAUCAAGAGCACUUUGGAAGAUGUUGGUCUUUACUUUUGCUCCAUUCAAACUUAUCCAGAUGGAAUUUGGGAAAAGGUAAUAAAGGUUAUUCAGCCAGCUGACGCUUUUGAAGUCCCUGAGAAACAAAAUAACCCUGUGUUUCGUGAGCCAGGAGGCAAUGUCACUUUAUCUUGCCCUUAUAAAAUUGGAGGUUCAGUGCAGCAAGUGGUGUGGGAAAGAAUUAAAGCAGAUCGGAUAGAUAGCAUUGUCCUGUGUAACUCAUUAGGGCAGAAAAAUUUUGGUUCAGAUUUUGAAGAGCGUACACUGGUGGACUGUGCUCCCGAGGCAAGCUCCAUGAUCGUCGUUCAAAACAUUACAGCUUCUGACACUGCAAUAUACCGUUGUGUAGCUACCGGAAGAAACAAAACCUAUGCGAUGAGUUUUAUAGUGGCUGCAACUUUGGAUCAUCAGUGGUUUAUUAAGUACAUCGCUGGAGGAAUUUCUGCUGCUUUCUUACUGUUACUUUCUGAUUAUUGCAAAAAAAAGAAGAAGAAGAGGAUCACGCAGGCCUCAGCAAAAGCUUUGUACUCUACUCAGCUGCAGCCUCUUAACAGUUAUGGAACAUCCAAUUUUCAUGGUACACAGCACACAGGAAGAAGAAGAGAAGAGUCAUCGCUCAGCGAGACAGAGAUUUACGUCAACUGCAGAAACGUCUCACACUAACCUGAGAGAAGACUGCUAACUUCCUUCUCAGAAUGAAGUAACCAAAGUGCCAUCAGUGGAUUUGCAUCUUACACUGGGUUCUGUUUGCACCGGCUUGAUGCGGAAAGUUAAAGUGGCUGUUCCCAGUGCCACCUGGGCUGCCACAGCUGGGCAGUGCCGGUGCCUGCGCCCACCUGCUUAAUGUUACACCAAGUAUGUCUUUCUACAUUGCAGCCUACAGCACUGACAUAUCGUCUGAUUCAUAUGUACAAGUAAAGGCUA